This is a messenger RNA of Acanthoscelides obtectus, 651 nucleotides long. The record is from the annotation of a GenBank genome assembly. Lineage: Eukaryota; Metazoa; Arthropoda; Insecta; Coleoptera; Chrysomelidae.
AUGAGUUAUUAUGGAAUUCUUGUACUAGCUUAUAAUGGUCCGAUCUAUGUAAUCAUUCUAAGAGAUGCCCAAAACUGCAGAAGAAUCGCUGCUGAUUGGACGUCAAUUCGACAAACUUUGGAAUUUCAAGCUCCAAAUAAUACUGGAAGUGACUUUUUCAAUUACAAAGGCGAUUUCAGCAUUGUACUUCUAGCAUUGGUUGAUGCAAAUUAUAAAUUUACGUACGUAGAUGUCGGUUGUAAAGGAAGAAUGUCGGAUGGUGUUGUUUUCAAAAAUACUGCAAAUCUUCAGCAAGGACAAUUAAUUUUACCUCAACCUACUGCGCUACUUGGGAGGAACACACAAAUUCCAUAUGUCAUUGUUGCAGACGAUGCUUUUGCAUUAGAUACGAAUUUAAUGAAACCAUAUCCCGGUCAACAUGACAAAAGUUCGAAAGAAAGAAUAUUCAAUUAUCGGUUGAGCAGAGCGAGAUGUAUUGUGGAAAAUAUUUCCUUGAAACACCACAUUUCCAGUAAUCGCUUGGAUCUGCCUGUCGGUCCUCUGAGCAAGCUUGUCUUUGAUGUUAAUGAGGACCGCAAGAAACGUACAUUGAAGAAACAAAUAUUUAUUAAACAAAAAGAACAACUAACUCUAGCACAGAAAAAAAUGUAA